Messenger RNA from Boleophthalmus pectinirostris (great blue-spotted mudskipper), 2510 nucleotides. It is a transcript of the gene rasl12, whose product is annotated as RAS-like, family 12. The coding region runs from base 324 to 1085 and encodes 253 amino acids. The record is from RefSeq and is a predicted model, not a curated record. The transcript has 5 exons. Gene Ontology annotation, molecular function: GTP binding; GTPase activity. NCBI's taxonomy places the organism in Eukaryota, Metazoa, Chordata, Actinopteri, Gobiiformes, Gobiidae.
UGCAGUUUAUGGGCCCCGUUUGAAGUGUUUUCCCUAAAAUGGAGCGGACGUUGAUCAGAUGCUAGCUAAGAGUUUUUUCUCUCUUCCUCAUACUCUACUCCUCACUGCCCACGGUCUCGCCAAGUCAACCGGAGAGAAACUUUUGAGACAACUUUCCAGCACUAUAGCUCAACGUGACUGCGCCGUAUCAGAUGUAAUAUGGGUUCAGCAAUGGCUUCUGUCUAUAUGCAAAUGUAUUGUAUUUUGAAUGGGUUGCAUGAUCUGAAGGAAGCAAGAGAAGAUGUUUUGAAUUAAGGAGCCUAAAGAAGCGUGGAGGAACAGCUAUGUCCGUGAUGUUUGGGAAAGUUAAGACCUGCAACUUAACAGCUGCGCCGGAGAGAUGUGAAUGUAACUUAGUGCUGCUGGGAGCAACGGGGUCAGGGAAAUCGGCCCUGAUUGUAAAGUUCCUCACAAAGCGCUUCAUCAGUGAGUAUGACCCCCGCCUAGAGGAUAUUUAUGCUUCGGAGGAGAUUGUGGACCAGCAGCCCGUGGUGGUGCGAGUGAUGGACACCUAUGAUCAGGACGGUCCGGUGAACACUGAGAGGUACCUGACCUGGGCCAAUGCUUUCAUAGUGGUCUACGGUAUUGACAAUCAGGACAGCUUCAAGGUCUGCCACAAGUACCUGGACACGCUGUCGGUGCACAAUAAAACAUUCAAGAGCCACACGCCCAUAGUUCUGCUGGGGAACAAACUAGACAUGGAGCGCUACAGGGGUGUGAGUAAAUCUGAGGGAGAGGAGCUUGCUUCGCGGUUCGGCUGUCUGUUCUACGAGAUCUCAGCUUGUAUGGACUUCCAGGAUGUUCAGCAGAUCUUUCAUGAGGCAGUGAGGAGAGCCAGACGAGACGGGGAAUGUGGACGUGUGGUUUACAUCGGUGAGGACAAGAGCCUCCUGACAUUGCCCUCCCCUCCCUCCUUCACCACCCCCUGUAUUAAAGAGCUCCCAGCUCCAGCCACUGCCAAGUUAGUCACAGUGAAGACCUCCAGAGCCCAGAGCAAACGCAGGGCUGCCACACUUACGCUGCUCAAAGGCUUCAAAAUCUUCUGACCUCCUCAUGACAUUUCAACUACUGACAAUGUGGUCACCAAGCACUGUUAGACUAUAUACUAGGAUACAUUUAUCUAUAUAGUUACUACAACGGGAAGGAAGCGACAACUGAGCAAGAUGACUCAAGCUAAUGUGAUCAGUAGUACUACUGAACUGAAAGCACAGAUCUAAUAUUGUGGUCAUGGAUAAUGUUUUGUGUUAAACACAAAAAGUUAGUGCUGGACAGUACCUCAUUUAGUUGCACAGAUAAUGUGAUGUGCCUUUUUAAGGGGAAAAUUACAUUAUAAUGAUUUAAAACAAAAGUCUAUGAAGCCUGAAAAAGCUAAGCUAAUGCCAAAUUGAUAUGUGUAGCACACUGAAUACAGAUGUACACAAUAUCGUGAGUUUGCAAGCUCACUAAUAUCAUGAAUUCAUCAUGCUGGGUAAGGUUAUGUUCACAUCAAAAGGGGAUUACAGUGGUAGUCAUCCUUUUAACUUACCUGACCAGCCGCAUGCACAUACUUUGACAAAACGUUACAAAGACUACCUGCCUCCACAAUUUCAGAGGGUGUGAUUGACAACCAAUCAAAGAGACGCAUGCUUGAUUUGUAUAAAAAAAAAACAAAAAAAACCCCAACUGAACACAGAGAACUGAGUAACUAUUAUUUAUCUCAGAUGAAGGAAGUUAUUGGCUGAAUGAUACAAAAAUUGAUGAGAUGAGAUGUCUUCCACAUCUGAGAAACUCUACUCUAAAUUAGCCGCUGUAGUUGGAUUGUAUCAAAUUAGGAGGCAGUUUUUUCAGGCUCUAUGGUCCAAUUCCAGAUCCUUGGAUUCACAGAAUGUAAAAGGGACUGGCUGGUCAGGUGGUUGUUAUAUUUAUUUGUAUUUAUUUUACAUUGUUCUACAGUAGAGUUGUUGGAUUGUGCCCUUGAAGUUUGGUACUUUGCAUAUAUAGUGUAAACAAGAAAGUUUGAACAGGGACAGUGCAUUUGUGACGUCUGAUGGUUUCACUGAUGGCUCCCCAUUGUCCUUUACAGCAGUUGGUUGCCAAUAUAAAAAUAAGAAAAAGACCCAGCGCCAGAGAUAAAAGUAUGAGCUUAAGUCUGCUCUUUCAUCAGCGGAAGAUGGAUUACAAAUUAUGUCAAAAGUGCCGGGGUAAUUGUUCCCAGUAUUCGCUGUGUUCCAACUCUUAUGUUUUUAAUGGCAGCCUCCCACAGUGAUAUCCGGGCACACUCACCGCUCGUAAAACAAAGCUUAUUUUGAACCCGGCUUUGUGACAAAUCAAAGAGAAUCAUCAUUUCUACUCAGCCUGGUGUGGAAGUCUUAGUGCUCUUUUUGUAAUUAUGUUGCAUAGUUAAGCAAGACUGUAAUGGGUUCAGCCCGUAUGACCUGUGCUAAUUAACACUCUCUUGUUAUUUAAGUGUAUAAUUCUAUAAAGAAAUCCUA